GCGCAUGCGUGCUCUCACAUAAUACGUACUGGGAAUUCUCCGGCGGGUUAAUACUGCGCCGUCCAAUGAGCGCGGGAGGAGGCGUGACUUUAGUCUUCCACUUCCACGCCUCUGUCUGUCUCCAUGGUAACGACAGGACGCCGUGGAGGACGGAAACCGAUACGGCCCGAAUUAAGGACUUAUAAUGAAUAAAUACAAGGUCCUGGAAGAAUGGGGCGCUGGAGCUUUUGGGGUGACCUGUCUGGUGGAGGAGUUAGGAGGAGGAGCAAAGAAAUGUGUUGUUAAGAAGGUGGAGUGUAUUGAUGAACGGGAGGGAAAUCUCGCCCUGGAAGAGGCUAUGGCAUUGCUGGAGCUUCAGCACCCUCAUGUAUGUGCCUAUCAGGAGUUUUUUAUGGUCUGGGAUCAUAAGAUCUCAUCGCAGUUUUUUUGCCUGGUGAUGGAUUACUGCGAUCAGGGGAACCUGGAGCAGAUGGUGCGAGAUAACAGACGAGAGGGGAGGAUCAUAAAUGAAAAAAUCAUUCAGAGAUUUCUCGCUCAGGCCAUCGAGGCUUUAAUUUAUGUUCACAAAAAGCGCGUCCUCCACAGAAACCUCAAACCAAGUAACAUCCUCCUGAGGCGGGAAGACUUCUUCGUCUUAAGUGACUUUCUUCCUCAGACGUUGGCAACAGAUGAAAUGAAGAUGAAGAUAAGAGUGGAUCCCGAGAGAAAAAUAUUCAUGGCUCCAGAAUCGCUAGAAUUCCUGUAUACGGACAAGUCGGACGUCUGGUCUUUGGGGUGUAUCUUACUGGAUUUGAUGAUGACGUCCGCGAGGACGGACCCUGAGAUCAUUGAGCUCUUGGAGAGGAUAAAGUUGGACCCACCGUACUUACGUGUAAAUUUAGAUUUAAUUCAGUACAAAGUCGGUUACUCAGAGGAGCUGUUCCGACUGCUACCAAAGAUGCUACAAAUUCAUCCUGAGGAUCGCCCCUCGGCUAAUGACUUGCUGCGUGAGCCUUACGUCAUUGAGUGCUUGGUUUUGAUUGGUUCUCCCAUGUCGGGUUUGAAGAAGGUUCUGCCCCCUGGUGUUCUAGACGAGAUUAAAGAUGGCGGUAUAGAAAAUGUAAUAGGGCUCAUGAAGAGGUACCCCGACUUCGAGGAGGCUCAGUUAUCAGCACUGAAUCGCCUGAUCAAUUAUGAUUCAGAUGGAGAAGGGGUCUUGGACACAGGCGACACAAUGCACCUCGUCUCGCUGGCUAUGAGGACGCACAAGGACUCCAGGGUACAAUGGGAGGGCAGCCGAGUGCUGCAUAGACUGGUAUCGCAAGCCUUGGAACAAGAAGAUCGUGAGCAGCUCUUGUCUGGAGAUGAUCUAGUCAUUACUUUGGUGGAAGCAGCAAGGACUUCUCCCCAGAAUGAUGAGCGAAUAUCUGAUAUCUUCAGUGUGAUGAUGAUGGCGAUUUCAGUCAGUGAGCCGGCAGUGGAGCUGCUAAGGAGAACAGGUUUCGUCUCAGAUCUAGUCAGAAUUAUGGAGACAUCACUGGAGAACAGAGACUUGUGUCAGUCCUGCUGUGCUCUGAUAUGGUCCUUGGCUAUGACUGAGAACCAAACAGAUGGGGAGUGUCUGAAGAAAGCCGUACCGGUAGUCUGCACCGCGCUUGAGAAAUACCGCACUGACGGACCGCUGGUGGAAUCGGCCUGCACCGCCCUGUGGAUCCUCGGGAUGAAAGGACAUAUAACGGAGGAACAGACUGAAUCCAUAACAUUACUCCUCCUGGAAGCCCUGCGAGCGCAUUCACCGCGUCCCAUCCUGUCUAAGAACGUCUGUUUGGCGCUGACUGGUUUGGUGGUGAAUUCAGAAUUGUCCGCUUAUCGCGUGCUGGUGCCUGCGGCGGGGAUGAGCGGCCUUCCUCUAAUCAAAGAGCUUUACCGAUUACACGACGAUGACCCCGAAAUCGUGGAGAACAUCUGCCUGCUGCUCAGUGAAAUGGCUCAUUAUGGCAGCGCUCGUCCUGAACUGGUAUUACAACGCGUGGAUCAGCUGAUGGCUGAAAUCAAGGAGCGCUAUGACUGCCUGGAGGAGAUAACGACACUGGCAGACGCCACACUGUCAAGAUUGAAGACUUAACGUAAUAAGACGCAUGACUUAUACAAGUAAAGAUUGUAUGUUUUGUUUGGAAA
This is a messenger RNA of Bufo bufo (common toad), 2157 nucleotides long. It is a transcript of the gene STKLD1, whose product is annotated as serine/threonine kinase like domain containing 1. The coding region runs from base 185 to 2104 and encodes 639 amino acids. NCBI's taxonomy places the organism in Eukaryota, Metazoa, Chordata, Amphibia, Anura, Bufonidae. Gene Ontology annotation, biological process: protein phosphorylation. The transcript is spliced from 19 exons. The record is from RefSeq and is a predicted model, not a curated record. Gene Ontology annotation, molecular function: protein serine/threonine kinase activity; ATP binding.